Molecule: messenger RNA, 1574 nt
Organism: Myotis myotis
Lineage: Eukaryota; Metazoa; Chordata; Mammalia; Chiroptera; Vespertilionidae
Gene: CDX1
Product: caudal type homeobox 1
Exons: 3
Coding region: 1-813 (270 amino acids)
Biological process (GO): regulation of transcription by RNA polymerase II; embryo development; anterior/posterior axis specification
Cellular component (GO): nucleus
Molecular function (GO): DNA-binding transcription factor activity, RNA polymerase II-specific; RNA polymerase II transcription regulatory region sequence-specific DNA binding
Source: RefSeq, a predicted model, not a curated record
AUGUACGUGGGCUAUGUGCUGGACAAGGACUCGCCCGUGUAUCCCGGCCCCGCCAGGCCCCCGAGCCUCGGCCUGGGCCCGCAAGCCUACGGGCCGCCACCCCCGGGGCCCCCGCAGUACCCCGACUUCACCGGCUACUCGCAUGUGGAACCGGCCCCCGCGCCUCCUGCGGCCUGGAGCGCGCCCUUUUCGGUGCCCAAGGACGACUGGGCCGCCGCCUAUGGCCCGGGCCCCGCGGCCCCGGCUGCCAGCCCGGUCCCGCUGGCUUUCGGGCCCCCUCCGGACUUUAGCGCGGUGCCCGCGCCCCCUGGGCCUGGCCCGGGCCUCCUGGCGCAGCCCCUUGGCGGCCCGGGCGCACCGUCCUCGCCCGGAGCGCAAAGGCGGACUCCCUACGAGUGGAUGCGGCGCAGCGUGGCGGCCGGAGGCAGCGGUGGCAGCGGAAAGACCCGGACCAAAGACAAGUACCGCGUGGUCUACACCGACCACCAGCGCCUGGAGCUGGAAAAGGAGUUCCACUACAGCCGUUAUAUCACCAUCCGGCGGAAAUCAGAGCUGGCUGCCAACCUGGGGCUAACUGAACGGCAGGUGAAAAUCUGGUUCCAAAACCGGAGGGCAAAGGAGCGCAAAGUGAACAAGAAACAGCAGCAGCAGCAGCAGCAGCAGCAGCAGCAGCAGCCCCCACAGCCACCACUGCCAGCCCACGAAGUCACCCCCACUGCCGCUGGGCCGCCCCUGGGGGGCCUGUGCCCCAGCUCCGCUAGCCUCCUGGGUGCCUCCUCCCCAAUGCCUGUCAAGGAGGAGUAUCUGCCUUAGCCCCCCGCCCAGCCUUGUGGGCUGGGGGCCUGGGGACUCAGAUGCUGGGAAUGUGUCUCCCAUUGGGGCUCAGGAGGCCUGGUCUGAGUCCCAGCCCUGUCACUGACCUUCUGAGUCACCUUGGACAAGUCACCCACCCAGCCCCUGUGUGCCCUUGGCCAAUCUGUGCAGCGAGCUCUUUGGAUAAGGACAUUUUCCUUUUCUAGGCUUCAGGGGGAUAAAGGAACCCAGGGUGGGAGGUCUCCAUCCCUAGAGGGCUGGGUGAGGGAGUCAAGAUAAGUCCCCAUCCCGAUCUCCUUCUCCGUAGGUUCAAGGGCAGAAGGCUGCUAUAGGGACUAGACUGAUCCUGGAGAAAGGAGAUGGAGCUGAGGGAAGAUGGAAUGUUGGCCUGUGGGGAGGAAUGUGACCAGCUCCUACCUGCCUGGUCCCGCAGCCUCGCCUCCACCUGCCCCCAUCCAACACACCCUGAACCUCUCCAGGCUGACGCAGAGCAAAAGCCCACAGGAAUGGGCCUGAGAGGCUCUGAUGACUGUCCCCUCCGGGUUGCAGAGCCAUGUCCCCUCACCAGUAUUCUCAAUGGGGCUCCAGGGUGGGGGAGGCCCUUGGAGGGGGACAGAGGUCAGAGCCCUCCCUGCCAAGUCCCACCUCACCAGGCUGUCCCUGGGCCCUGAGAGGACUUUUCUGGACCAAGUAGAGCUCACAGCUGGGCAAGUGUUGUACAUAGAGUGGAACCUCUUGGAUACAACUUUAAGAAUAAACUU